GCAGCGGUCACGUCAUCGACGAGCGGCCCGCUUUGAGAAUCCGCGCUGCUUUUCUUUUUGUCGUCGUUUUCGUUGAAGAAGCAAUAAAAAAAAUAAAUAAAUCUCGUUUGUGUUUUUAUUUUCUGUAUAUUUAUAAUUAAAAAGCAUAUCAAAUCUACGAAGACUGAAGCAAUGGGACCGAACGAGUUUGAUCCACAGCGUUCACUUCAGGUUCUGCACAUGACUGUUUUCUCCCAGAGUUUUUCUCCCUGCGGAAAAUUCCUGGCCGCGGGAAACAACUACGGAGAAAUAGGAAUAUUCAGUCUCUCUGCAGCUUUGGGUCCUGAAGCUACAGAAGACAGCAAGACGCCAAUUGUAACAUUUAAAGCUCAUGAUGGUCCAGUCUACAGCCUGCUCUCCACAGACUCCCAGUUACUGAGUGCUGGGAAUGGGGAGGUGAGAGCCUGGAACUGGGCUGAACUGGUCAAGAAGGGUAGUAAAGUGGUUUGGAGUCAUAAACCACAAUGCAAGACCAGUCUAGAGGUUCCUGAGAUCAACGCCAUGAUUAUCAACCCAAAGGAUAACUCAUUGCUGUUGGCUGGAGGCGACAAUAAGAUCCACGUCAUGGAUCUGGAGUCUGGCGAGUUCAAGAUGGUGUUGGAAGGUCAUUCUGAUUACAUCCACUGUCUGGCUCUGCGUGACUCUGCUGGAGAGUGUCUAUCUGGGAGCGAGGACGGAGCUGUCCGGAUCUGGGAUUUCCGAACAGGCCGCCAAGUUCAUUCGAUCGAAGUUUUUAAAUACCAGGAAUGCUCCAGGCCUCAGUAUGGAAAAUAUAUAAGCUGCCUGACAACGGAUUCUGAUUGGAUGCUGUGUGGGGGGGGGCCCUCCCUCUCUCUCUGGCACCUCCGCUCCAUCACCCCGACCACAGUGUACCCAGUCCCGGGCUGCCAGAGAGACGCCUGCUUCCACCAGGACCUGGUCCUGUCGGUGGGGGACGGCCCCUUCGUUUCUCACUGCCACCUCAGCGGAGACGUGAAAGCGACGAUCCCCUGCACUUCCCCCAGUCUGUACAGCAUGAGAUUGAAUCACAGCUCGCAGGAGCACCGGGUCCUGUCUGUGGCCGGGAGCAGCAGCAAAAUAGACAUCUUUACCAACUUUGGGUAUAGAGCAUUCUCCCUGGUGUUCACCUGA
This is a messenger RNA of Polyodon spathula (Mississippi paddlefish), 1170 nucleotides long. RefSeq names its product THO complex 6 (gene thoc6). The transcript is spliced from 13 exons. Lineage: Eukaryota; Metazoa; Chordata; Actinopteri; Acipenseriformes; Polyodontidae. The coding region runs from base 172 to 1170 and encodes 332 amino acids. Gene Ontology annotation, molecular function: protein binding. Gene Ontology annotation, biological process: mRNA export from nucleus. Gene Ontology annotation, cellular component: transcription export complex; THO complex. The record is from RefSeq and is a predicted model, not a curated record.